Molecule: messenger RNA, 1092 nt
Organism: Candida dubliniensis CD36
Lineage: Eukaryota; Fungi; Ascomycota; Pichiomycetes; Serinales; Debaryomycetaceae
Exons: 1
Coding region: 1-1092 (363 amino acids)
Cellular component (GO): mitochondrion
Molecular function (GO): GTP binding
Source: RefSeq, a predicted model, not a curated record
AUGAACAGAUCAAAUUUACAUAUACUGUUUUUUGUACAGAAAAGGUGGAGCUCUAUAGACUACUUACUAAAGUCUAUACCACAGUCAUCACAAACUACCAAUAUCUACCAACCAUCUAAAAGCUCAAAAUCAAAUAAAUCUAAAAAUCUAUCAUCAGAAAGACAACUCAAAUCUUAUAGGAACAACAUUGUGUCGCCUUUAAGAUUAAAUAAAAUAUAUUCUCCUAGCUGGUACACACCGUAUAAGGAAAAUGAUCUAGUGAAAUCCCAUCAAUUUUUCAAAAAUGCCAGAGUUGAAUUGGAUUGGACAUUAGCAGACUAUGAAGAAAUACCAGACGUGAAAUACGCAAAAUUAGCAAAAGAAAGAGAAGAGAAGUUGAAUAGCAUUGAUCCAUAUUCCAGAAACGAAACAACCGAAUCCAUGCUAAAUUCUAGAAAGACUUUUGGUAUUAAGCCAGAUCUAUUGCGCGUACUUCCAGAAGUGCUUUUUAUGGGUCAUACAAAUGUUGGAAAAUCUUCUUUAAUUAACAGCCUUCUAGUAAAUAACAAGUCUAUUAGCGGACCCUCACAGCUAGCUUAUGUCUCCGCACGUGCUGGCUUUACCAAGACCAUCAAUUGUUUCAAUUUCUCUAAGAAACUAAGAAUUAUUGACAGUCCGGGUUAUGGGCAAUACGGAGAUUUGAAACAGGGAAGAGUUGUUGUAGAUUACAUAUCAAAGCGUCAUCAGUUGAAAAAAGUAUAUGUGUUGAUUGAUUCUGUUGAAGGGUUUCGUGAGGAAGAUUCUUAUAUAUUCAACAUGUUGAUAGAUGAAGGGGUGCCCUUUGAUAUCAUAUUUACCAAGGUCGAUAGCGUGGUCCUGAAAUAUAUCCCUAAAAAUGCUUUUGAAGCAAGCAAUUGUUAUGAUUUAAUUAAAGCUUGUAAUGAUAAAGUGGUGGACCACUAUGGCAAGCUUAUUGCUAGUUCAGGUCUAGAGGAUAUUGCCAUGAUUCCAACGUUUUUAUUUAGUAAUGCCAGUGCAAAUAAAUUUGUACCCAAGCCUGUGGGAAUGAAUGAAAUCCAAAGUAAUAUUCUCGAUAGCUGCAAUUUGCUUUGA